Molecule: messenger RNA, 1161 nt
Organism: Cornus florida
Lineage: Eukaryota; Viridiplantae; Streptophyta; Magnoliopsida; Cornales; Cornaceae
Product: WAT1-related protein At1g43650-like
Exons: 7
Coding region: 94-1161 (355 amino acids)
Cellular component (GO): plasma membrane
Molecular function (GO): transmembrane transporter activity
Source: RefSeq, a predicted model, not a curated record
GCUAGUUUCGUAGCUUCCCUACUUGUUAUUAAGGAGGAUCUGAUUAUCUAAAAAGACCCUUGAAAGAAGCCAAAUUAAUUAAGAUAGAGCAACAUGAAUUGUUCACUUGGCUUUCCAAGUUUUGUAGAGAGAAAUAAGGCUUAUAUUGGAAUUAUCCUUUCACAAUGUAUGCAUGCAGGCCUGGCCUUGUUCUCCAAGGCUGCAAUUGAUAAAGGAAUGAAUUCUUAUGUGUUUGUUGUUUACGGGCAAUUUAUCGCCACGAUUGUGUUAGCGCCAUUCGCUUUUUUCCUCGAAAGUAACAACGCAGCCCCUCUAUUAUACAACUUACUCUGUAAAAUUUUCUUUGCUGCUUUAGUUGGAUUCACUCUUGCUUUUAAUCUCUUUGCUUUCGCUUUGAGAUACACCACUGCAACAUACGCUUCUGCCAGCAGAAACACGGUUCCAGCCAUUACAUUUAUCUUGGCUGUUUUCUUGAGGAUGGAGAGCGUUUCUAUAAGGCAAUGGCAUGGAAGGGCCAAAGUGUUGGGUACUAUGAUGGUUCUUUCUGGGGCUAUAGUGUUAAUACUUUAUAAGGGACCACCUCUUUAUUCAGGCACCCAAAAGGGAGCUCCAAACGCAUCAAUAAACCAUAUUUCCAGAUCAGAUUGGAUAAAAGGUGCUCUAAUCAUGCUCUCAAGCAACAUCAUGUCGUCUAUGUGGCUUAUUAUGCAGGAACACAUUGUAAAACAAUAUCCAUCGACACUACGUCUUGCAACUCUACAGUACUUCUUUAGCAGCAUACAGUCAGCAAUAUGGGCGGUUCUGAUGGAGAGGAACAUAUCGUCUUGGAAGCUUGGAUGGAAUGUGAAUCUUAUCUCCGUGGUUUAUUGUGGCAUAAUUGUCACUGGAGUUGGAUUCUGGUUGCGAGUUUGGAUCAUAGGCAAGCAGGGCCCUGUUUUCGUUGCUAUGUUCAGUCCAUUAGCAUUUAUCAUAACAGCCAUCUUUUCAACAUGCUUGUGGAAUGAGAUCCUUCACUGGGGAAGUGUAGGUGGGAUUAUAUUGCUAAUUGGAGGACUCUACAGCGUUUUGUGGGGAAAGAACAAAGAAGGAAAAAACAAAACAAAUGAACAAAGAUCAAUUGCCAAAGAAGAAACCACAUUGGAGAGCAUUACUCGCCAGUGA